Halichondria panicea is the source of this 2205-nucleotide messenger RNA. RefSeq names its product integrator complex subunit 9-like. Gene Ontology annotation, cellular component: integrator complex. NCBI's taxonomy places the organism in Eukaryota, Metazoa, Porifera, Demospongiae, Suberitida, Halichondriidae. The record is from RefSeq and is a predicted model, not a curated record. The coding region runs from base 137 to 2113 and encodes 658 amino acids. The transcript has 21 exons. Gene Ontology annotation, biological process: snRNA 3'-end processing.
AUUUUUAAGCGAAUUUUAGCUAAUAAACUGCAACAAGUCAAAAACGUAGGAGGAAGGGGAUCUUUUAGCCUCGAUCCCAGGCCGCACCCGUUUAUAACCCGGCUGAAUUAACUGCACAUGUGGAAGACAAAACAGAAUGGAAGUUGCUAGUCUGGGUAACAAGCCAUGGCAGCCCUGCUACGUUGUGAGACUGGGUGACACCACGAUUAUGCUGGACUGUGCACUCGACACGUCCGUACUCCUCAACUUCCUACCACUCCCACUAGUGUACAGCCCCAAGCUGAGUGGUCUACCUCAAUGGAGAUCUAGGAACGCUGACAUGAGUCAAGAUGUACCCACAGAUAUGGUUAGUAUAAUAGUUGUUUGUGUUUAUAACCUUCUUACUCAUUCGUUUAUACAGUUUAAAGAGAAUGUUGGCCAUGUCUUUAUAGACUCUCAACCCCUAGUGAGACUGCCUCAGACUGGUUUGGUGGAUUUCUCCACAGUAGAUGUUUUGCUCAUUUCCAAUUGCUUCUCAAUGCUCUCACUACCCUUCCUGACAGAGAAGUUGGGGUUCAAGGGUCGGAUAUAUGCAACUGAACCAACGAUGCACUUUGGCAGGCAACUGAUGGAAGAGCUGAGCUACUACUUCUACCGCUCACCAACAAAUAAUACGUCUACAAAAUGGCAGGAUGACAGAGUAUGGAGUGCCCUGCCCGAGGGUCAACUCAAGGAUGCCUCUGAUUAUAUCUCAUGGAAAGAGCUUUACAGUGAUGAAGAGAUUGGGAAAGCCAUUGCUAAAGUUACUCCUGUCAGCUAUUCGCAAAAAAUUGAUUUAUUCGGGAGCCUGGAAGCCACACCCAUAAGCUCUGGGUUCUGUCUGGGCAGUUGUAACUGGGUACUUGAGAACGACCAGAUCAAGGUAUCGUACAUCUCCUCCUCGUCCACCUUCACCACUCACCCCUGUUCAAUGGAGCGCUCCAAACCGCUCACCUCCGACGUCAUGAUCCUCUGUGGCCUCACCAACGCCCCAGUAGCUAACCCUGACUCUAUGCUUAGUGAACUCUGUGGGAGAAUGGCUGUAACUCUGAAGGGAGGGGGCAACGUGCUUAUUCCAUGCUACCCAACUGGGGUGGUGUACGAUCUGUUGGAGUGCUUGAAUGCCUUCCUGGAUACAGCCGGACUCAGUCAGGUUCCUGUUUAUUUUAUCUCCCCCGCGGCCAAAAGUUCACUCAAGCAUGCCAAUAUCUACGCUGAAUGGCUGUGCGAUGCGAAGAAGUCAAAAGUGUUUAUACCAGAGCGCCCCUUUCCCCACUCGGAGUUCAUCAAAAGUGGACGACUGAGACAUUUUCCCAACAUUCAUGGUGGUCUGGGGAGCGUGUAUCAGACCCCCUGUGUAGUGUUCACUGGUCACCCCUCUCUCCGGUGUGGCGAUGCCGUGCACUUCAUGGAGGCUUGGGGAAGCUCACCAAAGAACUGUGUCAUCUUCACAGAACCAGACUUUGAUUAUCUCCAUGCACUGGCCCCCUACCAACCAAUCAGCAUGAAGGCAUUCUAUUUCCCCAUUGAUCCAAGACUCAACUUCUUUGUUGCUAACAAGCUCUUGAAGGAGCUAGCUCCACAGUGUCUGGUUACCGAGGAGACGUAUCUUCCUUCAUCAGCACACUCCCACAAGGACAACCUCUGUAUUCAACCAGAGAUGCCAUUUUAUGAUCUCAGUCGGAACAAGGUCGUACAGAUCCCUAUCAAGGGAGAAUUUGAACGAAUACACAUCUCGCCCGAGUUGGCAGGCAUAAUUCAACCACAAGAGCUCUACCCGGGAGUGUCUGUGACUACCCUCUCAGGCAUGCUCAGUUUCAAGAACAACCAUCACACACUCCACCCCCAUCCUCACCCCACCAACAAGACACUGUGGGGACAGCCUUCUCUCGAGGGAAUCGUCAAGGCACUCAGAGAGAGAGGUAUAAUGGAGGUCAAUGUGGAGGAACAGCAUGACAAGAGAGUGGUAACCAUGCUCAACGGUAAAGCCACACUUCACCUCACUGACAAAACCACCACCAUCUAUAACUGUCAGGAUGACAAACUCAAGGACUUGCUCAAAGAGAUUAUCUUCUCUCACAUACUACAAUUUUAGUUAGUUGGUUUUUUUUUUCAUUCACAUUUGACUUGUGUGCUGUAUACAAUGCAAAAAUAAUUAUUAUUUAUAUAAUGUUGAUCAAAAGGACA